This is a messenger RNA of Periconia digitata, 1581 nucleotides long. NCBI's taxonomy places the organism in Eukaryota, Fungi, Ascomycota, Dothideomycetes, Pleosporales, Periconiaceae. The record is from the annotation of a GenBank genome assembly.
CCAUUACAGUACCAUCAUCCAUGCAUCCACCCACCAUCCAUCCGACGACGACGGUGAGGCCCAUGUCCUGUUCGCCCUUUGUCCUCUUCUUCUUUUUCGUUCUUCAUUCUUCCUUUUCUUCGCCUGCAUGCUUGCCUGGGAUUGCGUUCCGCUUCCUCCUGUUCUGCUGCUCCAUGUGCUUUUUCCAUAUUAACCCCCAUCGUCAUCCUCCCUGCAAUCUUCCCGCAACCCAUGUCUUCACACUUACGUAUAUACGCCUACGUCCAUUUACAUCAAUAUGAAGACACACGCUCAGGCCUGCAGCCCAGUACCUGCGUUUGCAUGUGAAGCCCCGGCGUUGCAACUCAUUCAUACAUCAUCUCAGCUGUAGCGCACACGACCCGGUAACACACAGAGAGAGAGGGAGCGCAAGAGUCAUUUUCGUGCAUGCAUGCAUGUACUGGACCGAUGCUCCAUAGCACUCGUCGAUGGAUGCUUGGGAUUCCAUGUACGUGCAUUCACGCACACACACAGCCUACGGUAAUUAGCACCAGACCGAUGCAAAGAUGCCGCGACCGGGACUUGGGUAAUCCCAGUGCCAAACGGCAAUCCUCUCUGGCCCGUCUCUCGUUUGGGGCAACGAUUCGCCAAUGACGCACCACUGGUCCUGCAGAAGCAAUCGGAAUCGGUCGCCCUGGUGGGAGCUGAAGGCUGCCAUCCGCUUCUGUUCAUCACAUACGGGGCUGCUCAAGCCUGCUUCGUACACAAUCUCUGCCGUUGAUGGGCAGUACUUCCCUGGACAAGGCUAAAUGCGUCCACACCAAACGUCAUGGCAUCUCGUUUCCAGCCCGGGCCAGCCCACUUCGAGACGUCUACACUAUACGAUCCACUCCCGCUCUGAAUUCGGCCGAAAAGCUACCACAGAAAACCCCCGAGCAUCCAUACAGAAACUUGUUACGCAGCAAAGACCUCGAGACGAGUUGGAGCCAACCAAGCAAGAUGGAAAACUCUUCGCUUGGUCCCUUUGCCCAACCCUAUUGACCCUCUCGACCCUGUUUACUUUUAUUUUUAUUUUUCUCUCCUUCUUGCCUUUGCCUUCUGGCCCGUUCUUCUCUUUCUAUUCUCCGCCGCCACGGCUCACUCGAUAGCCGCGUCUCAGAAUCUGGCUCUUGCUCUUACAUUUGGUCGCAUGCGCAGAAUGCCCAAAGCACUGACAAUGCAGGCCGGCCGACAUGUUUGAUGGCCUGGCAGCACCCCAAGUGGAGAAGGCAUUAGCAAUGGCCUCUCUAGCCACUCGGCCCUCAGCCAACCACGGCUCGUCUUCGCUACUCCACUUUCUGCCCACCUUCUAGAAGGCCAGCCGAGAGCAACUUGAUACAAAUCGGCCUUCCUUACAAAGGAACCCCCGCCAAGUGGGCCUGGCAACAAGUUCCCACCUUCCUGAAGCCGCACGUUGCCCACGCAAUCUCUUGAGCGACCAACUGCUGCAGGGUCUCCAAAACCACAUGGGAAGUCCAAAUGGGCUCCAUCGUCCGUCCCGUCUUUUUUUUUCCCUUCCUGAGCACGUGUGCAUCUGCGCACAUGCCCACCUCCGUCUCCAUC